AUGAAAAGGUAUUUUGUUAAAACUUCUAUAGUUUUAACUUUUAUAUUACUCUUGAGUAGGGUACUAACAAAAGUUAAUGGUGAGACUAAAACUGAUAAUGGUUUAAUUAAUUUACCAAUAAUUGAGAUUGUUGGGAACAAAUUUUUCAAUUCAGAAACUGGUGAACAAUUUUUCAUGAAAGGUAUUGCAUAUCAGCCAAGACGUACUAUGCAACAAUUAGAAGAAGCUACAGGUGUUUUUGAAACAAAAUAUUUAGAUCCUUUAGCGGAUGAAAAAAUGUGUUUAAGAGAUAUACCAUAUUUGAAAAAAUUAAAUAUUAAUACAAUUCGUGUAUAUUCAAUUGAUCCAGAGAAGGAUCAUGAUAUCUGUAUGAAUGCCUUAUCAAAAGAAGGGAUCUAUGUAUUACUAGAUUUAUCUGAACCCGAUGUUUCAAUUGUAAGAAAUGAGCCAACAUGGGAUACAAAUAUUUGGGAAAGAUAUACUAAAGUGAUUGACACAAUGGAAAAGUAUCAUAAUAUUUUAGGAUUUUUCGCUGGGAAUGAAGUCACAAAUGAUAAGACAAACACACAUGCAUCACCAUUCGUCAAAGCAGCAAUUAGAGAUGUUAAAGUAUAUAUCAAGGAAAAGGGUUAUAGGGAAAUUCCAGUGGGUUAUUCUACUAAUGAUGAUGCUGAUACAAGGUCUAACCUUGCAAAGUAUUUCAUAUGUGGAGAUGUUAAGGCAGAUUUUUAUGGUAUUAAUAUGUACGAAUGGUGUGGUUAUUCUUCGUAUGGUACAAGUGGGUACCGUGAAAGAACUGCAGAAUUUAAAGAUUAUCCAGUUCCAGUGUUUUUCUCAGAAUUUGGAUGUAAUUUAAUUAGACCAAGACCAUUUACUGAAGUUACAGCUCUUUAUGGUACUAAGAUGAGUGGUAUUUGGUCAGGUGGUUUAGUAUAUAUGUAUUUUGAAGAAGAAAAUCAUUAUGGUGUUGUAAAGAUUGAUCCACAUGGUAACGUUGUUGAAUUGGAAGAUUUCAAAUACUUGAAGGAUGAAUUUGCUAAAGCACAACCAAUUGGAACUACCAAGGAAGAGUUUUUGAAAGAAUUAAAUGAAAGUAAACCAUUUAAAGAAUAUGAAUGUCCUGAUCAAUUCAAAUACCCAUUAUGGAAGGCUAAUAAAAACUUACCACCAUCACCAAAUCGUAUUAAAUGUGAAUGCUUAUACGAUAAUUUACCAUGCUUGAUGUCACCUUUAAUUGAACCUGAAAAUUCCGAAUACAAGAGAUUAUUUGAUUAUAUUUGCCAUGAGGUUGAUUGUUCAGAUAUUGUUGCCGAUGGAUCUAAAGGGCUAUAUGGGAAAUAUUCUGAUUGUUCAGUUUAUGAAAAACUAUCUCUUGAAAUUAGUAAAUUUUAUUACCAAUUAAAUAAGAAUGAUAGAGUUUGCCCUAUUACUCAUAAGAAUGUAUUUUAUAAUAUCAAGAGUGAAAGAACUGAAGAUAAUGUAACUAAAUGUAAAGAUAUCAUCAAUACAUUUAAAGAGCAUGUUACAAAUAAUCGAAUGAAGAGCAGUAGCAUAGCAAAAGAAGAAGACAAAGAUAAGAAAGGCACCACCAAGCAAUUAGCAAGAGAUAAUAGUAAAGAUGAGAAAAAUAAUGACAAAGCCAAGCUAGAUGGUUCUGAGCCUUCAGUUGUGCUAGAUACGGAUGAUAUUCAUGAACAAUAUCGUAAAGAAAGUCAAGGUAACCAGCUUUCUAUCUUGGAUAUGAAUUUCAUUGGUGCUUUAAUGAUUAUUGCAUUAAUAGUUAAUUGUAUAUAUUGA
Messenger RNA from Henningerozyma blattae CBS 6284, 1797 nucleotides. RefSeq names its product 1,3-beta-glucanosyltransferase (gene GAS2). Gene Ontology annotation, molecular function: 1,3-beta-glucanosyltransferase activity. The record is from RefSeq and is a predicted model, not a curated record. The transcript has a single exon. Gene Ontology annotation, biological process: fungal-type cell wall (1->3)-beta-D-glucan biosynthetic process. Lineage: Eukaryota; Fungi; Ascomycota; Saccharomycetes; Saccharomycetales; Saccharomycetaceae. Bases 1 to 1797 code for a protein of 598 amino acids. Gene Ontology annotation, cellular component: fungal-type cell wall; cytoplasm.